GAUAAAGUGAGAAAUAAAAGAAAAUUCAAAAAGAAGAAAAAAAAUUGUUUUCCAACAAAAUUUAAGAAAUUUGUAAUUGCAUUUGUGUUCAACUGUGAGCGUUUGAUGUGAUGUGAGCUUAAAAAUAAACUUUUUUUUUGCGUUGCAAAAAACACAAAAGCUUAUAACAACAACAAUAACUUUAACGAGGACGAGUGUGUUAAAAGAAUUUAGUGUUAAAGUAAGCAAAUGAAAAUGAGUUACUAAAAAAUAAGAAUACAUAACAUCUCACGGUAGUGCAUAUGAUUUUAUUCUUUUCUUUACAAUGUCUACUUUAUGUGUGCCCGUAGAAAGCAACGGCAAUACUGUACACGUAUAUGCAGAAAAAUUUUGUUCUAUUCUAAUUUCUCUUGUUGAACGCUUUGUUAACGCUAUACGUUGUGGCGAUUUAAUAUAAACAUUGGCCUUAUAAACUAAAACAGGUAAAGAUUUUCUUCUGUUUGCUACAUCGUGGAAUAACCGUUGAAGAAGGUGAUUUUCAUGAACGAAUGAAGCAGAAAUGAAAAAACGUGAGAGGUUAAUCGUAAGGACUGUGGAGACAACAAUCGUCGAAAUAUUGUAAAACUUAAAAAAAUAAAAAUACAAAUCCAAAAUCUAAUAGAAAUCCGUACCAAAGUUUAAAGUUUAUAUCAAUUAAAAAAGAGUUUAAGUUAAAAAAAAAAAAAGAAAAGCUGAAAUGCCUACAGAAGAUAAGCGAAGUAUAACUUCGCCAACAUCAACAACCAAUGCUAAGGACAAUAACGUUAUAAUACCUAGAUUAGAGGAACAACAUCAACAAUAUCCAUCAAAACAGCAAUUACAGGAAUUAACGCAAUUAUCAAUUGAAGAACGCGAACAGCAACAUCGACCACAUCAUAAUAGUAAAUUAAAUCUAACAAUGGAAAUUGAUAAUAUGUCAACAUCGCAAACGUCAACCACAUCAUCGAAUGCUAGUUGUAACGGGAGUAAAAAAACGACCAUUGCUUCGGCCGAUCCCACAGCCUAUGUGGCCAAGGCUAGAGUAACACGUCCCACACCGCCACCACCACCAUACAAUCCUAUGCAAUUUGUACAAAUUAAACCUUGCAAUUUGUAUCAAACAGCUCAGGAGCAACUGAAAAAAGCAGAAGAAGUGAAGAAAAUCCAAGAAAUACGGAAGGAGGAACCAGAAGAUUGGCAGAAUAAUCUUGACAAUUGGAAAUCGUCACGUAGAAAACGUGUUGAACAUAUCAUUGAUCGUGUGGUGGAAGUGAAAAAGCUUGAAAUGGAAGAACAUGAUCGCACGCGUCGAAAAUCGAAAACGUUUUCUGAAAUGAUCGAAGAAAGAGGUGAACGGGCAGGUCGGAGUCUUAAUAAAUUAGCCUCAUUAGCUGUUUACAACGAAGAUGAAUCGAAUGAUUUAAGUGACCUUGGUAUUGGUACAAGCAGUGCCAGUGGAAAAAGCAGUUUAUCUGAGGACUGCGACAACAACAGUGCUAUAAGUGAUAAUGUCGUCGAAUUUGAAACAGCAAUCAUGGUGACAAGUCAAAAAUCUGCGAAAAAUAGUACAACACGAGAGUACAUCUCCUCGCCUGGUUAUGAAACAUCUUCGAGCACAGCACCCGCUAGCUCACCCGAUCCUUGUGAAUACACUUAUGAGGGUGCCAUACAGGAUUACAAACAAAGGGUGUCAAGAGCUGCCUGUGGCUUAAUGGCUUUAAGCCUAAAUAAAAUUACUGUCAAUAAUACUAGUAAUGGCAUCGUUCACUCAAAAGAAUCGACACCCGAGAGGUCUUCUAAUGGCAGCCAGAAUGGUAAUGCCGGUUUUAAAGAAAUCUAUCCACCUCGUCGAGGUAGUAAAAUUGAAGAUCGCUUAAUAGGCUUUGAAGUACAAUCGCCGAGCGAAGAAUGUGUGGAACAGAAAAAAGUCGAUGUACCAAAAAUCGAUAUUUCGAAGCGCAAAGAAAUUUUCGAAAAUCAACAACAAUUAGCUCAACAGUAUGUACCAAAGUCUCAAGGAGUCUUAGCUAAUACAGAAUCAGGCACAUCAGCAGCAAUGCAACGUGUUUCUUUACUUGAUCGUUUCAAGGUACAAGACAAUCACAGCGAAUUGUCAGAAUUUAACCGAAAGGACAAUAAAUGUUCAUCGGGUGAGAUAACUAGCAUAAAAGAUCGUUUACAAAGCUUAGAGCAAAAAAAACAGAAUUUAGUCAAAAGUGGAAACAGUUUGACAAAAUCGUCCAUAGUCGAUAUACCUGUGCCACCGUUAAAGGAGCGUUUAUCUAGUUUACAAAGUGCUGUAGCCAAAGAAGAGGUACGUAAACCCCCCGUUGCUCUGGUCGACGCUCGUCAACUGGAAAUUAUGAAAAACGAAGAUGAAAAAGCAAAACAGGCUCUGAGAGAAGUAUCACGCAGCGAGAUCAACAAUGAGUACGUCAAAGCUACGAACGAUAACGAACUUGAACGAGGUGAUAGCCGAGUGCAUAGCGCCGAUAAUAUAGAAGUUGACAAUCGUGGUUUGCAGGUCGAACAAUUGCAAAAACAACAGGAACACAAGUUGCAUGCUGCAAUCGAAGCGCUGGCUUUGGAAGAACAGCAACUGGCGGCGGCAGCCAAUGUAGUCAAUCAAAUCGAAGCUGAAUUUGAGGAAUUGUCAUUGGGAUCAGUAGCUUUAGCCCCGUUGCCCACAGCUGUGUCAUCAUCACCCAUACCAGUGGCAACUACUUCCCCCAGUACUAACGAAACCAUGGAAUAUAGUAUCAACGAAGCUCUAGAAUUGGCGCUGGCAGCAAUUGACCAAGAGUCUAAGCGUACAGAGUCAUUAAUUAUUGAAGGGGUUUCAGCUACCAUAACCACCACCGCUACUACAACAACAAUGCUGCCCUCCGCUACCGUUAACACUUCUAGCAAUGCCGAGAUUUUAAUCAAUAAAACCGAUGAAGAAAAGGUUGAAAAUUUGCAAUAUUUACAGACGAACGAAAUUUUUUGUCAACAACGACAACAUGAAGAAAAAGGAGAAGGACUUUUGAAAUCAGUAUCAUCCAUAGAGGAAGAGAAAACAGAGGAAGAAAUUUCCAAAGAACCCAUAUACGAAAAUGUCAAUCCCGUAACAGCAUUAUCGAGAGUAUCUCAAAACAUUCCAAGUACGACUAGUAAAUCAUUGAUAUCAAACAGCAACGAUCAAAUUUCGAUAAUAAUGAACAACAAUAAUAACAAUAGUGUUAUCAAUAGUAAUAAUGAAUCGUAUGAUAGUCAGACUAACAAGAUAAAUCACAAUUACAAUAGUACUAUAGUUGGUUUAACUAACAAUGCUUUCGCUAAUCCAAUGGCAAAAAUUGAAAUGGACGCCUUAACAACUACUGCCGCAGCUACUGCUGCUGCUGCUGCCACCAUUACCGCUAAUGCUCUUAUCACUAUCGCUGCUACUGUAAAUGUUACUGGUACUACCACUAUUGCUACAACUACUACUGCAUCAUCAACUACAGUUACUACAAAUAACAGUACCAAUAAUUUGCAACUGAUAACACAAGCCAAGGAGACAACAUUUAAUGAAAUUAGUAAAAACCCUAAACAGAAUUGCACGGCACUGAAAACUUUUAACGAGCCAACGAUGAACCUGACAAUUACCGCUAACACUCAUACCGAGACAGCCAUCGAUUUGGAACCCUACUAUCAAGUACCAAAGUCUUGUGAACCCUACUAUGACGCACCUAAACAUUUAAAACCCAUACCGGUUUAUGAAAACAUUGAAAUGUUUUUUAAUGCUUCAGCAAACAAUGAAUUAUCAUCUCUAGAAAAUUCUGCAACUCUAGAACCGCCAAAAGAGAAACCACCACCACCGCCAUGUGAAAGUCCACCACCUAUUGAUGAACUUGACGCUCAAACGGAUGCUUAUUCUUCAGACAAUACUUAUGAAACUUUGACACGUCAUCAACAUCAUUAUCAUCAUCAUCAUCAUCAUCAUUCUAAUCAUUUACUUCAAUCACCUUCUGGUUUGAUUGAUCACCAACAUUUGCCACAUUCACCACCCAUUAAACGCAUGAAUUCAACCAAACGUAUUAAGAAAGAGUUGCGCAACAAACGCUCCAGUUUUUUGGGCAUAGAAGGUUCCAAUUUAGAAGACGAUGAAACUUAUUUGGAAUUGACCGUAGCUCCUCCGCCAGAUAUGGCUCAAUUGCUGCAGGAAGAAAGGCGUCUAGAAAAGCAGCUGUAUUUAAAAGCAGGUCUAUGCGACAGUUCAGACACUGGUGAAAGUCGUGAUUCUGGCGUUUCUGAAAACCAUUCACGUCAAAGCAGUGAACACUACACUAAUUCAUCCGAAGAAAAUGAUUCUCAUGAUGUUAGUACAUCGCCUUUGACGCUAGAAACUCAAUCACCCUCGGAUCCACCAGCCUCGGAACUUAUCUAUCAAAACGACGGUUUAUUACAGGUCGCUCCCACACCUUUACUUCAAACUGUUAAAGGUAAUUCGGCAGAAUCUUGGACUGAAUCAGCUACAGUGGCUGCCGCGGCAACUAAAUCCCUAACUGAAGCUACAGCCACAGCAAAUGCCAAAAUGAUGUCUAUUGAAGAAAAAAUACGUGAACAAGAAGAAGUGUUGCGCGUCGAACGAGAACUUUUACAGUUGGAACAGGAGGAAUUGAAAAGACAACGUGAAAAUUUAAUGUUACGUGAGAAUAUAGCGCGACGUGAAUUGCAACAUGGUGCAAAAAUGUUGAUGUCAGCUAAUCGAAGAUCGCUACAGGACUUAAAUGGAUUAAAGGAACACAAUGUUUCGAUAAACGCAGAUAAUGUAAACUUAGAUAGUCUUAAGGGUAGUGGUCUGGAGAGUGCAUAUUUGGAACCUAGAGGCCAAGCCGUUGUGUUAAGUCAUCAUUAUGCAGGAAAAAUGUUGCCACCACAGCCACAACAUUCUCAGCAAAUCUAUGCUAACAUAUCGAACUUACAACAGCAAUACUAUCACAUGGACACUGAUUAUCGAAAGUCAAUGUCGGAUAUCAACGAGUUCUCUAAAUGCAUGAUUGCACCUCCAAUGCCACCAUCAAAGCCAAUGCGCGCUACGCAUGUGAAUGUUGGUAGUGACCAACUGGAAUUUGGUACACGGCAAACACAUUCGCUAAACACUCAACAGUUUGGUGGUUCAUUAGUGAAGAUUGCCCAACCUGUUACACCAUGUCGAGGCACUAUCUACUCCAAUUACCUUCAUCAAUCGGCGCAGAAUUUAAAUACUUCAACCGCCCUCGCUACCCAUAAAAAAGACAGUGUAACAUCAACAACCAGCAUGAACAAUAGUCAACCCAUGUAUCCAGGUCAUAUGUCUCGCAACACUUUACAUGCUCUGAGUGCCGCUCCUAAACCCAAAUAUACUGACGGCUGGGUUCAAGUACAAAAUCGUAAGUCCAUCGACAGUAAUUUGGCCAAUGAUUCCGCCUGGCUGUCCGCGUAUCAACAGAAACGCAAAUCGAUGCCUGACGCUUACGGAAGCGGCAGCAAUCAGUGGCUCGUAAAUGAACAACCUCAUGCUCAGUUUAAGCGCAGCACCAUCUCUUCUAACAAUACAGCUUUGCAUCAAUCUAUGAAUGGAUCCACUAAAUUAACCAAUGGCUUAACAACAGCAACUGCCACAUCAACAGUGUCAUCGUCAUCUGCCAUUAACAAUGGUAAACCAUUGCCUGACUCGAUAAUACAAACUCUUACCGAAAGAGUGCAAAGCAAAGGACUGGGAGAACGUAAACGAAAUCAUUUGGAUAAAAGUCCCCUACCCGGUAUUUCUACGUUCCAUCAACAUCCGUAUCCGUCUGGUAGCAAAAUGACGCCGACACACCUGAAUGCCGCAAAUCCGCAACAAGCUUCUGCUAUGUUAACAGGCACUAGCCAACGUUCUAUUUCGCAUAGGGUGAACACAAAUGGUCAAAGCGCCACCGCGACGUCUUCGUCAUCCCCAUCAACAGCAACAACCCAGGAUAAAGUUUUGAGUGUUAGUGGAAAGAAAAAAUGUUCCCAUUGUGGCGAGGAAUUAGGUAAACUAUGCAUCUACAUUGGUUAUUUGGGUUGCUCACCGGAAAAAUGUCGUCACAUUCAUCGAGAGUUGAAAUAUAUAGUUUGGGUGUAAUUCUUUGCAUAUUCAUCCAUGGAAAACAUACAUGAAAAAUUCAUGAAAUUUUUUCUAAUUUAUGAAAAAUGCAGAUGCCAUCACAAUUACUAAAUUUUGUUUCUGGAAUUUAUUGGGUUUUCUUUUUUUAAAAAUAUGAUGUCUUCAUUUUUCUUAUCAGUUUAUUUAAUUUUAUAAUUUCUUAUAUAUUAUUCUAAUAUCGGGACGUGUAGUUGUGGUUUGAUUAAACGGACUCUUUUGAAAAAGCUUUAUAAAAUGUGGGCGUACCUUAGCCUUCUUCCACCCCCUCACCGCUUCUCUAAAUUUUGCAUACACCAAAAAAUGGAAUACAGAAAUAGUAAACCACUUCGUGGAUGCAAAGCGGCUCUCUAAAGGCUUUAAAGGAAAUUUUAAAAAACUUCCCUAGACCAGAUUGCAAGAAAAGAGUGCUCAUCUGCCGAAAUAUCAAAGUUUACAAUUGAUUUUAAUCCAAAACUUCCAAGUUUUCUUCUUUUUCCAAUUCUCAUAUAAAGCUGAAAGUUGAGUCAUAUUUACUCCCGUUUACUACCCAACGAUUAGUUUUGAAAGCAGGCGUGAAUUGCUUACAAAGCCAUCAACAAAAAUAAAAAAACGACUAUUUAUUUAAACCAUAAAUGUCAAAAUCAAUUGAUUGAAACAAAAAAACAUAUGAGUUUUGUGCUCUUCUUCAACUUCAAGUUUGUUAGACUUUUUGAUGUCUUCAUUAAUAACAUGUGGCUCAAACAAGAAUAUAUGAAACAUGUUUUGAACUUGUGUUAAGGUCCGCUGCGCAGUUGGUACGAGUAUUUGACAUUAAAGACAUUAAGAGUCAGCAUGAAGCGGAGCUAACUAUUCUUCUCGUUACAGGUUUAAAAAUUUUUUAUAACUAUAGAGGCUAAAAAUUUCAAUAGCCAAGAUAUGAAAUGCUUUAUUAUACUUAGAUUGUAAGCCUUUUCGCCAAACAAGAACCGGUAAAAACGCCUGUUGUCAAAAAUGCUGAGUUGUCCAAAUCGCGGUCUGUAGGGAUUGUUUGCUUUUUUCGUUAAUCUUGUGUUGGACUUGUAUACUUCUUUAUAGCAAUUAGUCAAUUUUUGUUUGUUCAUUUUAUCACGUUUUAUUUAUUUUUCUUUUUAUUUUCGUAAUAAAUUUUUUUCAAUUUCAUUGUCGUUAUCAGGACGUGGAGCUGCUAUGAUUAUUGAAUCUUUGCUAUUAUUUUAUCAUAUCAACUGUUUUAAGUGCUGUGUGUGUCACGUUCAAUUGGGUGA
Molecule: messenger RNA, 7371 nt
Organism: Glossina fuscipes
Lineage: Eukaryota; Metazoa; Arthropoda; Insecta; Diptera; Glossinidae
Gene: smash
Exons: 11
Coding region: 716-6109 (1797 amino acids)
Biological process (GO): positive regulation of stress fiber assembly; regulation of focal adhesion assembly
Cellular component (GO): stress fiber
Molecular function (GO): myosin II head/neck binding
Source: RefSeq, a predicted model, not a curated record